AUCCGUCUGUCCGUAGCGGAGCUUGUCGGGCUGUCCCCGGGCCCAGGUGGGUCGGGGGUCCUGGGAACCCGCCCCCCACCCCGGCAGCAGAGUGGUCCCCAGCAUGGAGGUUGGCGAUGGCGGCAGGGCUCCCACCCCCACGGGGCUGCCAUACUACGUGGCCCUAUCACAACUCCUGGGCCUGGCCAGCGUGGCGGCCACGGGAGCCUGGCUGGGGCUCUACCGUGGGGGCAUCGCCUGGGAGAGCGCCCUCCAGUUCAACGUUCACCCACUCUGCAUGGUCAUCGGCAUGGUCUUCCUACAGGGAGACGCGCUGCUGGUCUACCGGGUCUUCAGAACCGAGUCCAAGCGCACGACCAAAGUCCUGCAUGGACUGCUGCAUGUCACCGCCUUCAUUUUUGCCCUAAUCGGGCUGGUGGCGGUGUUUGACUAUCACAGGAAGAAGGGCUAUGCCGACCUGUACAGUUUACACAGCUGGUGUGGACUCCUCGUCUUCAGCCUCUACUUUAUUCAGUGGCUGGCUGGCUUCAGCUUCUUCCUGUUCCCCGGAGCGUCUUUCUCCCUCCGCAACCUGUACCGGCCGCAGCACAUCUUCUUCGGGGCUGCCCUCUUCCUGCUGUCUGUGGGCACGGCCCUGAUGGGCAUCAAGGAGGCCCUGCUGUUUGGACUAGGGACCAAGUACAGCCUCUUCCAAGCCGAGGGCAUCCUGGCCAACGUCCUGGGCCUGCUCCUCAUCUCCUUCAGCGUGGUGGUCACCUACAUCCUUACCCGGCCUGGCUGGCGGCGGCCUGCCCGGCCCGAGGAGCAGGCCCUCUCCAUGGACUUCAAAACACUGACCGAAGGGGAUAGCCCCGGGGCCGGACAGUGAUGGCCUCGGAGUGGGGAUGAGUGCCCCUUCCUACCCUCGGCCAGCUGUGUGUGCUGUGGUGUCUGUCCCCCCCGCCUCAUCGUCCCUCUGCCACCUGCCCCCUCCCACCUCCCCAGGGCAGCCGGGAGCACGAAUGGGAUGUUAAAAGCCAGUGCCCCCGCCUUGCCCAUCCACCCCUACCCGACUCUGCUCCGGGGUGAAGGCAGGAAGUGGCACCUCUGCUGCUGGCUCCCUUCUCCACAGCGGUGCAGAGAGCCAGUGGUGGGGCCGGGGCUUAGACUGGUGGUCCGUUGGUCUGCCUCAGUGCUUGGCCCGUGGCCCAGGGGCGGGGCCAGCAAUGGGACUGGCUGUCAGUCCGGCCCGGGGCCCGCGGCACUCACCGCCUCCCUGUUUCCAGAGCGGGGCUGGACGGGGCCCAGCUCCGACCUGAUGCUCCCUGUGGGCUGUGUUGCUCACCCCGGAACUCCUUCGUUUCUGAGCGGUUAAUGCUGGGCCAUGGGCGGGCACCCUUGGGGUAGAAGAUGGGGGUGUCAGUAUGUGCGCACAUGUGCCCUCCUCACCCCUGUAGUGAAAAACUGCACCUACUGCUUUCUUUUCUAAGGAGACCCCUCCUCCUCCUUGGACCGGUCCCUGUGCUGGCCUCGCCCUUCCUCCUUCAGGUCCUCCUGUGUUCCUUCUCCUACCGUGACCUCCGCCGCUGAGAACCCUCCCUCGUUCCAUUAGCCGAGGGCAUGGGGGCCAUGUCCCCGGUCCCUUGCCUCAAUGGGGUUUGGUUGGUUCUGGAAGGGUUUCCGUGUUCUCGGCUUCAGGCCAGUAAUAAUAUGUGAAUGGUGCCUCAGUCUCCCCCUCCCCAUGCUGCUGUCUCUCCCGCAGCCCUGCAGGCCCAUGUGGUGGUCCUGCCUCCUGUCAUUUGGCCCCGCGCCCCAAGCUCAUCCCUCCCAAGGCUCAGGCCUCAGCCAACUGUCAACCUGUUCACGGAGGUGGGGGUUGGGGGGAGGCAGCUGGGUGGCCUAGACUGUCCCCAGGCAGAUGUGGCCUGUGUUUCUCAGAGCCAGUGUUCCAGCUGUGCAGAAUGGAAGCCCCGUGAGGGCAGGGCCUUUCGCCCUUAGGAGCCUGCCUGACAACAGCUGAGGAGGAACCUAGACCCUGCCAGCCCCUUGGCAAAGUAAAAGCCACACACAGAGGAAUCUGAGCCAGACUGGAAAGAGUCAUUGCCUAAUUCUUGGAAAUGGUGUUAGUUCCCAAAAGUGAUUUUUCUGCUGGCAGGAGUAAGGGCAGGGGUCUGUCUGCCAAUAGGGGCUCGUGUGGCCAGUGGCCAGCGCCCUGCCUUAUCAGGGCCCGUUUCCCCUCAGUCCAACCACAGACUCCCCCGGUGCCCCUCCUCCCCCCAUCCGCCCUGGCUCCUCUCCCGCAGCGAUGUCCACGGUGGCGUCUGUGUGUGCGCGUGUGGCCGAUGGGACUGAUUGAAUAAAUGUGUGC
This is a messenger RNA of Tachyglossus aculeatus (Australian echidna), 2347 nucleotides long. Its product is annotated as cytochrome b561. Lineage: Eukaryota; Metazoa; Chordata; Mammalia; Monotremata; Tachyglossidae. The coding region runs from base 104 to 868 and encodes 254 amino acids. Gene Ontology annotation, cellular component: lysosomal membrane. The transcript is spliced from 6 exons. The record is from RefSeq and is a predicted model, not a curated record. Gene Ontology annotation, molecular function: oxidoreductase activity.